Messenger RNA from Aplysia californica (California sea hare), 2018 nucleotides. RefSeq lists its product as uncharacterized. Gene Ontology annotation, molecular function: metallopeptidase activity. Gene Ontology annotation, biological process: proteolysis. NCBI's taxonomy places the organism in Eukaryota, Metazoa, Mollusca, Gastropoda, Aplysiida, Aplysiidae. The record is from RefSeq and is a predicted model, not a curated record.
GUUUUGAUCUUGGGAACUUUUGACUGAAAGGCAAACACUCUACCUGUAGACCAAGCAAAGCCCUACCGUCAGAAGUUUUGAAAGACUUGAUAUAUGGGAGCACUUCACAGCACAGUUACUGGUGAAGAACAAGACUUUCGUCCUAGAAAUGAAUCUACAGUGGGUGCUAAUGGACAAUCGAAUACAAGGGGACACUAUGUCUUUCAGAUGCCUAAGCGUACCCAUGAGACCACCAGAAAAGAUUUUGAAUACCUCAUAGGUAAAUUGGAACACCUGCCAGCAUCCACGCAGAAACUGUUUUCCCUGGGGAAACUUUACCUCCGGGCAGGAUUGUGCCAAGAUGUCAGGGGUGAUGGGGAUCAGACUGUGAGGCCCGUAGAAGAACAGACUGUUCCAGGGAUCACACACACUUAUAGGCUUGGACUUGAAGCAGAAGGAGCAAGUGGAGAUGAAACUUCACAAAUAUCAACGCAAGUAGAGGAGAAUUCUUUGAGUCGUCAUGAGAGAUACUCAUCAGAUAGUACAAGGCCUAAUGAAUCAGACUUAGGACUCUUUACUCCCUUUGUGAUGUCGACACCACUGUAUCACAUGCAGACCUUCACUCGUUGGAAGGUAGCUUACUCCUUAAACAAUUUGUAUCCAUUUUGCUAUCGGAAGCGCAGAACAACCAUAUACAUUCAACCUUUGGAGGAUUUUCCAGACUUUUUCUCAAGUUAUCGUGUACAAGUUGGAAAACUCACCUUGGACUUUUUCCAGCUAUUGCAAAGCUUUGUUCAGAUUUAUUUCUCUGGGUUCGAAUCUCUUGUCCUCUCUCCUGUCUCCCUUUCCUCCAUGGAUGGGCAAGUACGCUCUCGUGAACAUGAAGUGACGUCUCAAAAACAGUACUGUGUGAACGACCUUCACCCUCUGAUGCAGCAACUUCUUCCUCCUGAUGGGCUCAGUGUCGUGGGAAUUUUGUGGACUGAUAUCUACCCUGAAGGUUACAACUUUGUGCUGGGUGAGGCCUCAGCAACACAUCGCUCAGCUGUGAUCAGCUUCGGCCGGUUCGAGACUAAAGGUUAUGAUCUUGCCACUCAUCAGGACAUCUCUGAAGUCAAUGGGGCUUUGCUGUGGAAACUGUUCAAGACUCUGUCUCAUGAGACGUGCCACUUACUGGGCUUGGACCACUGCCAGUUCUUCCACUGUGCCAUGAAUGAGAGUGGGUCAGUAAGUGAGGCCAUGGAACAGCCGCUGUUCUUGUGUCCCGUCUGUCUGCGGAAGCUGCAGCAGGCCAGCCAGUUUGACCUCUUGGAGCGCUACCAGCAGCUCCGACAAUUUCUCAGCGCAGUUUUUGCUCAGCAUGACGAUUCUGACAGACUCAGACUGUCCCUGGACUGGCUCAACUCUUGCAUUCACUACAUGACGUCGUUGUGAUAUUGAUAGAAUUAGUUUUAAUCAAUUCAACACACUACCUGAUUUAGUCCUGAGAGUUGUGUGCCCUAUAGUACCACAGCUGAGUAUUUUCCAUUUGAAUUAUGAUGCUGGUUUAUUUGUCUACUUUUCUACUUCAGUUCUGGACUUUGUUGCUUCGAAAUCUAUUUUGAGGUAUUAUUUGAUUUUGUAAAAUUGCUGUGGUGUCCUGGUGUUUCUUCUAUCUGUGGUGACUGUUGGAGUUUACAAGUUCAAACUUUUUACAGUUUAGAGAGUAUUUAUUCAUUCAUUUUGGAAUCCAAAUCCUUUUGCAUUGUUACCCCUCUUAGAUAGAGUGUGGUUUACAAGUUCUCCUCUUAAGGGUCAGACUCUUACUGUUGUGACCCUGAAUGUGCAGCAUUAUGCUUUGGAUGAUAUUGAUAUGCGGUAAUGGAGUAAAUGGUGCUUGUUUUCUGUUCCUAAUAUUUAUGGUUGUUUUUUACUACCUAAGAUUAGCUCAAGUUAUGAACAAGGUUGUAAUGAUUCUGUACUCAUUUGUUCACUUUUUUAAUGGUGCAUAUUUUUAAUCUUUCUAGUUUUAAUUAGUCAUAUUAAAAUGUUGCCUUGUG